Molecule: messenger RNA, 863 nt
Organism: Hibiscus syriacus
Lineage: Eukaryota; Viridiplantae; Streptophyta; Magnoliopsida; Malvales; Malvaceae
Product: protein CTR9 homolog
Exons: 2
Coding region: 16-516 (166 amino acids)
Biological process (GO): regulation of DNA-templated transcription
Cellular component (GO): Cdc73/Paf1 complex
Molecular function (GO): RNA polymerase II complex binding
Source: RefSeq, a predicted model, not a curated record
GAUUUAGCUGUAAGAAUGUAUCAAAAUUGCCUGCGGAAGUUCUAUCACAAUACAGACUCUCAGAUUCUUCUCUACGUAGCUAGGACUCAUAAUGAAGCUGAACAAUGGCAAGAAUGCAAGAAAACUUUAUUAAGAGCCAACCACUUCGCUCCUUCGAAUUACACACUAAGGUUUGAUGCAGGAGUAGCAAUGCAGAAAUUGUCGACAUCAAUACUUCAGAAGGACAAAAGGACUGCAGAUGAGGUUCGUUCAGCGGUUACAGAGCUAGAGAAUGCCGUUCGCAUGUUUAGCCAAUUAUUUGCUGCAUCGAACCUUCUUCUUCAUGGGUUUGAUGAGAAGAAGAUAAACACCCAUGUUGAGUAUUGCAAACACUUGCUUGAAGCAGCAAAAGUUCACCGUGAAGCCGUUGAACAUGAAGAGUGGCAGAGCAGGCAGAAACAAGAAGCAACUCGUCAGCUUGCAUUGGCUGAAGAAGUCCGUCGUAAGGCCGAAGAGCAAAGAAAAUAUCUGUUGUAGAGAAGGAAACAAGAAGACGAACAGAAAAGGCUCCAGCAGGCCGAGGAACAUUUCAAGCGUGUGAAGGACCAGUGUAAGAGUAGCAGCAACCAUUCCAGGCGAAGGGAUAGGCCUGCAAUUGAUGACGAAGAGGGUGGGCAUAGUGAGAAGAGGAGAAGAAAAGGCUACAGCAGGCCGAGGAACAUUUCAAGCGUGUGAAGGACCAGUGUAAGAGUAGCAGCAACCCUUCCAGGCGAAGGGAUAGGCCUGCAAUCGAUCACGAAGAGGGUGGGCAUAGUGAGAAGAGGAGAAGAAAAGGUGGGAAGGGGAGAAGGAAUGAUAAGAACAAAUCGCGUUACGAGAGAGAC